Molecule: messenger RNA, 1245 nt
Organism: Penicillium samsonianum
Lineage: Eukaryota; Fungi; Ascomycota; Eurotiomycetes; Eurotiales; Aspergillaceae
Product: SNG1 family protein
Exons: 2
Coding region: 1-1245 (414 amino acids)
Cellular component (GO): membrane
Source: RefSeq, a predicted model, not a curated record
AUGGGCGCAUGGAACGAGAUCCGGCCUCGGUUUUUGCCAGCCGUGAUCACCAUGUUUCUCCUCCUUCAGGUUCUUUUCUUAGCGAACAUGUGCUACCUUUAUGCAACGCAGUUCCGAAGUUCCACCCGUUACCACAACUUCAAUUUGCUCUAUGUCGACUAUGAUGGUGGUAUCAUCGGCAAAUCAGUUUUAGAUGCCUACCAGCAAUUACGAGGAGAUGGGUUCCCAACCUUGAUGCCGGAAUCUUCUAACGAAUAUCCUCAACCAGAGGACAUUCGAGAAGCCGUAUGCCGCGGUGAGUACUGGGGGGCUAUUUACUCCACCGAGAGUGGAUCGAAUGGUCUAGAAUCGGCCCUGGCAGACGGGUCCAGCCCGCCGACUUCGCUCACAUAUAUCUGGAACGGGGUGAGAUACCCGGUUUGGUCGCAAGCCGCGGUCUACUCCAACAUCUUGAAACUGAUUGAAACCACACGGUCAACAUACUACGCCAACAAUGGAUCUUCAGUGGCCGCGUCCGCCAAUCUCUCUAAUGCAGCCACCCUCGAAGCCUUCCUCGACCCGAUCCAUGCCGAAGAAAUCAACAUCAAGGGCACGGAACAAGGCACAAGAGUCUUCUACAACACAGUAUCCAUGGUCAUGCCAAUACUCCAACAGUUCUUUUUUAUGUUGGCACUGAACGGGGUAUCAACCCAUUUCGACGCAUUCACCAAAUUGUCCUGGAAAGCCAACGGCCUGGUUCGCAUCAUAGCCUCCAUCCUCUACACCCUCACGGGCUCACUGUUAAUGGCAGGCUAUAUCUGGGCCUUCAGAGAGUCCUGGGGGGACAGCGAGGAAUUCAUGCCGUUUAUCGUUCUGACGUGGGUCAUUCUCAAUGUCGCCAGCACUAUCAGCCCAUUCGAGCUGAAUCCCGGGUUCUUUCGUUGGGGCUACGCUCUUCCCUCCCAUGAGGCCUACCAGGUCCUGAUCCAGAUCUGGUCUGGUGGGUGCAAUAACCGGCUCUAUCGUGCGCUUCCCAUUAUGUUCUCGUGGUGGACUGUUGGUGUUCCUAUUGCAGUGUAUGCGAUGCAGCAUCGUUGCAAAACUGCUGUGGCUUCCCAAGAAACCUUGGAUCGUGCAGGCCUGGAAAACCAAUCCAAAAAACAUGCGACAACGAACGAGACAGUGACGCCAGUUGGUAGCCCACGUCGCGAACUUGAGCAAAAUGCGGACUCAGUUGAGGCUAUUCCUCCUCAUCGUAUUGCCUAA